Papaver somniferum (opium poppy) is the source of this 4014-nucleotide messenger RNA. RefSeq names its product ribosome biogenesis protein bms1-like. Gene Ontology annotation, molecular function: GTPase activity; GTP binding; U3 snoRNA binding. Gene Ontology annotation, biological process: endonucleolytic cleavage of tricistronic rRNA transcript (SSU-rRNA, 5.8S rRNA, LSU-rRNA); maturation of SSU-rRNA from tricistronic rRNA transcript (SSU-rRNA, 5.8S rRNA, LSU-rRNA); ribosome biogenesis. NCBI's taxonomy places the organism in Eukaryota, Viridiplantae, Streptophyta, Magnoliopsida, Ranunculales, Papaveraceae. The transcript is spliced from 18 exons. The record is from RefSeq and is a predicted model, not a curated record. Gene Ontology annotation, cellular component: 90S preribosome; nucleus. Bases 52 to 3642 code for a protein of 1196 amino acids.
AUAAAUAAGAAGAAUUUCCAUCACGGUGAUUCUUCUAGGGUUUAUGUGAAAAUGGCAGUUCCUUCUAGUUCUCAAGAACAAUCUCAUAAGUCCCAUAGAUCUCGUCAAGCUGGUCCUUCAGCUGAGAAAAAGGAUCAAACUAAGAAAAGGAAACGGGAUGCAUCUCAAGAGAAGACUCACAAUCCAAAAGCAUUUGCAUUUAACUCGUCAACUAAGGCAAAGAGAUUACAAUCACGAGCUACUGAGAAAGAGCAACGCAGACUUCAUGUUCCGACUAUUGAUCGUACUAUUGGAGAACCAGCUCCAUAUGUUAUUGUAGUGCAUGGACCUCCCGAGGUUGGGAAGUCCCUGUUGAUUAAAUCUCUAGUAAAGCAUUAUACCAAGCAUAAUCUAAACGAGGUUCGAGGCCCCAUUACAAUUGUAUCAGGUAAACAAAGGCGGUUACAGUUUGUAGAGUGCCCCAAUGAUAUUAAUGGGAUGAUUGAUGCGGCAAAGUUUGCUGAUGUAGCGUUAUUACUAAUUGAUGGAAGUUAUGGGUUUGAGAUGGAAACAUUUGAGUUUCUUAAUAUAUUACAAGUUCACGGCUUUCCAAAGGUUAUGGGGGUGCUUACACAUCUGGACGAGUUCAAAGAUGUGAAAAAACUUAGAAAAACCAAGCAGCGCCUCAAGCAUCGUUUCUGGACUGAAAUCUAUGAUGGAGCAAAAUUGUUUUACUUAUCUGGUCUCAUCCAUGGGAAGUAUGCCAAACGUGAAGUUCAUAAUCUGGCAAGAUUCAUAUCGGUUAUGAAAUUUCAUCCUUUGUCAUGGCGAGCUGCACAUCCGUAUGUGCUGGUAGAUCGUUUUGAAGAUGUUACUCCUCCAGAAAGAGUGCACAUGGACAAAAAAUGCGACAGGAACGUAAUUUUGUAUGGUUAUGUUCGAGGUUGUAAUAUUAAGAAAGGAACCAAGGUGCAUAUUGCUGGUGUUGGUGAUUUCCCACUAGCUGGUGUUACAAGCUUAGCCGAUCCUUGCCCUCUACCUUCUGCUGCUAAAAAAAAGGGGUUGCGGGACAAGGAAAGACUCUUUUACGCGCCUAUGUCUGGUCUUGGGGAUCUUCUAUAUGACAAGGAUGCAGUAUACAUAGAAAUUCCUGAUCACGCUGUUCAGUUUUCUAAUGUUGAUGAUGCAAACGGGAAAGCUGUUCGAAAAGGAAAUGACCGUGACGUGGGCGAGGAGUUGGUAAAAUCACUUCAAGAUACUAAAUACUCAAUUGAUGAGAAAUUGAAAAACAGUGGUAUUUCUGUUUUUAGUGGUAAUUCAGAAGAUAGACAAGAUGACUCCGAGGAAGAAAAUGAAUCCGAUGGGUCUGAUGAUGAAGAUGACGUGGAUGACGAAGGCAACACCGACAGAAAGCUUGGAAUUGUUGAAAAUGAGGAUGAUGGUUCUGAUACAGAAGGCGAUGGCUCUUCAGAUAAAGAUGGGGAUGAUGAUAAGUUACAUGAAUCAAAACCUAAGGUAGUAGAGCAAACUGAGUUCCACAAUGGAAGGGUAAGAAGAAAAGCUAUCUCUGGAAGUGCUGUUGAUCUGAAGGAUUCUGAGGAUGAAGAUGGAGAUGAAGACGAGGAGGACAACAAAGACGGUGAUGGUUGGCAGUCAUCUCAAGAUUCAGAAUUUUCAGAUCAGAACGAAGAGGGCCAUGCAGAAGAUGAAGAUGAUGGGUUGGGAAAUGCCUCCAAGUGGAAAGAAUCCUUGAUAGAGAGAACCAUAUCAAGGAAAGGUGCUAAUCUCAUGGAAAUUGUAUAUGGGAAAGUUACGGGGAAGUCAACAACCUCCACCGCUGAAGGACAUGGUAGUAGUGAAGAUGAAGAAAGUGAGCAUGGUGAAUUCUUUUAUCCAAAAGAAGAUAAAGCGAAGAAAUCAAGGGAAGGACUGGAGAGUGAUGAGGCUUCUUCUGAGGAUUGCUCUAAAUUAUUAUAUGGUGGAAAGCUUAAAGACUGGAAACAUGGAGAAACGGUUGAAACUAUUCGUGACCGCUUUGUCACUGGAGAUUGGUCCAAGGCAGCUCGUAGAGGUGAAGCCUCUGAUGUGAAUGGUGACGAUAAUGCUUCUCUUGAUGGUGAGUUUGAAGAUUUAGAAACAGGAGAGAAGUAUGGGUCCCAUGUAGAGCCUGAUGUAUCAACGGAUGCAAUGGAUAAUGUUGACCCCGAAGCUGAGGAGCGGAGGCUUAAAAAGCUGGCACUGCGUGCAAAAUUUGAUUCGCGUGAAGGUUCUGAAUCGCCAGACGAGGGCACUGAAUCAAAAGAUGGGUCCAAGUUCCACCGGCCACAAACUAAUGGUUCUGAAUAUUAUGAAAAGUUGAAGGAGGAGGUUGAAAUUCGAAAACAGAGGAAUAUAGAUGAACUCAAAGAUCUUGAUGAGCUAACCCGAUUGGAGAUUGAGGGCUUUAGAACGGGGACUUAUUUGAGGUUGGAGGUGCAUGACGUUCCUUAUGAGAUGGUUCAGAAUUUUGAUCCUUGUCAUCCUAUUCUUGUUGGAGGUAUCAGUCUGGGAGAGGAAAAUGCUGGAUAUAUGCAGGCGAGACUGAAACGACAUAGAUGGCAUAGGAAGGUAUUGAAGACAAGAGAUCCAAUCAUUGUUUCAAUUGGUUGGAGACGUUACCAGACCACACCCAUUUAUGCCAUUGAGGACAGCAAUGGAAGGCAUCGAAUGCUUAAAUACACACCCGAACACAUGCACUGUCUUGCUAUGUUCUGGGGCCCUCUUGCACCUCCCAAUACCGGAGUUGUUGCUGUACAGAGUGUGGCAAACAACCAGGCAGCAUUUCGGAUUACAGCAACUGCCGUCGUACUUGAAUUUAACCAUGCCACAAAGAUAGUGAAGAAAAUCAAGCUAGUUGGAACUCCCUGCAAGAUCUUCAAGAAAACUGCUCUUAUCAAGGACAUGUUUACAUCCAAUCUUGAAAUAGCUAGGUUUGAGGGUGCAGCAAUUCGGACUGUGAGUGGAAUUCGGGGGCAGGUUAAAAAGGCUGCAAAAGAAGAGCUUGGUAAUAAACCGCAAAGGAAGGGAGGUCAAGCUAGAGAAGGGAUUGCUAGAUGCACAUUUGAAGACAGGAUUCUUAUGAGUGAUAUCGUUUUCUUGCGUGCGUGGACUCAAGUUGAGGUUCCUCGUUUCUUCAACCUGUUAACGACGGCCUUGCAACCUCGUGAUCGUGUCUGGCAAGGCAUGAAAACAGUAGCUGAGCUGCGGCGAGAGCAUAAUAUCCCUAUUCCUGUUAACAAGGAUUCACUCUACAAGCCAAUUGAACGGAAACCAAGAAAGUUUAAUCCGACGGUAAUCCCCAAAGCACUCCAAGCUGCACUCCCAUUCGGAUCAAAACCCAAGGAUCUUCGUCCUAAGAAGAAGAUUCCUGGAAAGCUACCUGCUGUGAUCAUGGAACCCGGGGAGCGCAACAUUCGUGGUCUUGUCACUCAACUUCAGCUGUUGAGAAAGGAAAAGAUGACUAAAAAGAAGCAGAAGGAAAACGAGAAGAGAAAAGCACUUGAGACGGUGAAGGCCAAGGAAGAACUGAUAUCAAAGAAGCGUCAAAGGGAAGAGAGAAGAGGAAGAUAUAGAGAGGAAGAUAAAGCGAAGAAGAGGAAAACUCGUCGGAAUGCAGAAUCUUAACUGAAAGAAUUCCAAUCAAGCAUGUCGAUGAAUAAUGAAGACAAUCCAUCUAAAAAAUGGCCAGAAAGAACUUUGUUGGCUGAAGGGAUAGAUAUCGUUAUCGGGUUUUCCUUCAGACUUCUUCAGAAAUAUACAAGCUAUGUCUGUAUGUCUGUAAAGCUUCCAGUGUAUUUUCACUAGCUUGAAAUUUUGGUUUAUUUUUAAUACAUGUUGAACUUACUUUAGCAAGAGUCCAGAACGAAAAAGCUUCAAGUUAUUCGUUUCGACAAUCAGGUUUUGUCAAGUGUUUAAUUAAUUCUACAGUGUUACUGUUGAUUAAUCUGAACGUGAUAAACACUAAAAUGAUGCGGUUCCAUAGUGAUCUACAUUAUA